Messenger RNA from Heterotrigona itama, 3184 nucleotides. NCBI's taxonomy places the organism in Eukaryota, Metazoa, Arthropoda, Insecta, Hymenoptera, Apidae. The record is from the annotation of a GenBank genome assembly.
GGCUCUUCAGCGACGCAUCACGGCUACUAUAGUUACCAUCCAAUGUUAACGACACAGAAUCGUGAAAGUGUAUUUAGCGAUUUCGCGUUAAUAUUCACGGAAAAUGGAGUUACCAGUUACAUACUGUUUAUGUGGCCGUUCUUACGAUUUCGAACAAUUUAUGAUACAAUGUGACGUUUGUAAAGAGUGGUAUCAUGGAGGUGAAAGCAAGAUUGAAUUGGCAUAGACAUGAUUAUUCUGAACCUGAUGCAGACACAAAGCCAGUUCAAACUGGCACGCCAGUAUUUAUAAGAGAAUUAAAAUCUAGACAUUUUCCAAAAGCCGACGAAGUUGUUAAAUACGUGAGAGGACAACAAUUGACUCUGCAGCAUUUACAAGCAAAUGGUUUUGAAAAUCCUAUUAUAAUUGACGGAAAAGAUGGACUUGACAUGACCGUUCCACCACCAAACUUCAGUGUUUAUGACAUAGAAAGUUACAUAGGCGGAGAUCGUGAUAUGGAUGUAAUCGAUGUUACAAGACAAAGUAAUAUCAGAAUGAAGUUAAGAGACUUUGUCGAAUAUUACAAUUCCCCUUGCAGAACAAGGGUUCUUAAUGUGAUUAGUCUUGAAUUUACAAACACUGGUCUUUCACCAAUGAUCGAGGCACCAUACAUCGCGCGUAAACUUGACUGGGUUAAUUCUGUUUGGCCGCGUGAUUGGCCCGAGGACAAUGACAUAAAACGCCCUGAAGUACAAAAGUAUUGUCUAAUGGGCGUCAAAGACAGUUUCACAGAUUUUCACAUUGAUUUCGGUGGUACAUCUGUGUGGUAUCACGUGCUGCGUGGAGAAAAAGUGUUUUAUCUAAUUAGGCCUACGCCUGCAAAUUUACAACUGUAUCAGCAUUGGAUGUGUAGUUCAACACAGAGUGAAACUUUCUUUGGAGAUCAAGCCGACGCGUGUUACAAAUGCGUUAUAAAACAAGGUCAGACCAUGAUGAUUCCAACAGGAUGGAUACACGCUGUACUGACUCCAGUUGAUUCUUUAGUUUUUGGUGGAAAUUUUGUACAUAGUCUUAACAUUCCGAUGCAAAUACAAAUAUACGAAUUAGAAAAAAAAAUGAAGACUCCUGCCAAAUUUCAAUAUCCUGGCUUUGAGACAAUCAAUUGGUUUGCUGCAAAGAAGUUAUUGAAAGAAUUGAAAGAAUUGAAUAACGAAGGAAAGAAAUGUCCAGCAUAUCUUUUGCAGGGUGUUAAAGCGUUACUCAGUAUUCUGAAACAGUGGAACACAGAUAAGGAUUAUAAUAUGACUAGUAGAAGUCAAAUACCGGAAACCAUAAAUAGUCAGAAAUUAUUAAAAGAUUUCAGUAAGGAAAUUCGACAUGCCGAACGAUAUUUAAUAUCUUUAAAUCCUCCGAAACCAGAGCGAGAAAGUAAACGCAAGAAAAAGAAACCAUUAAAUAAAGAUUUUGUAGAUUAUGAUGUCGCCGAUAGAAUGGCUGAUAAUCCGUUUAAAGCAACGUUAAAAGAAACAAAUAAAGCGAAUUCUACAAUCGCAGAAUCACCGUCAUCUGGCAGACCACCGUUAAAACUCACAUUACCGAAACCCAUUAUGUAUCCUUACGUCAAAACUCAAAGUCCAACGUUGGAAGAAAAAAAUACUUCUCCUGUUAAUAACAAACGAUCGUCGAAACCGGGAAAACAAAGUGCAACCGUAAUUAGAUUCAAGCUUGGCAAUAACGAGGUCGUCAGGAGUACACAUGAUGACAUAAAUACAUAUAAUAAUUUAACUUCCGACCAUCCUCUUGGGGCGUCAAAAGAAUUAACCUGGAAACAAACGUCUAUAUAUGAUUUUCAUGACGGCAGUAGUGAGAGCGACUAUGGUCGAUUCACUAUUGACGAAUCACCAAAACGAAAGAGAACGCCGAAAACUAGCGCGCAAAAGCGAUUAAAACGCGAUUACGAUGGGGAUGUAGAUGUUUUAAAUGAUGUACCAAAAAAUGGUAUCGAAGAAUUACUGAAAGCUUCGGCUUAUACUUUGGGAAAUGGUGCUCAAAGAUUAGAUGUAACUUCUGGUAGGGCAUCUCCAUCGACCCGGGAAGCGAUUGCUGGGAUGUUAUCCUUCAGUGAACAAUGUUACUCAACUACAUCAAAUAGUACAUCGAAAUCUACGAAAAUUACUAAAGUUCACACUAGUGAGGAUGACGAUCAAUCGAUAGAAAACAUUGAUAAAGUUCAUCAAGAUGAUGAUUUUAUUUAUCCGGCUUUAGACGCUUCGGACGACGAAGAUUAUAUUUUUAAGCCUAAAGCGAAAAGUCAAAUAGACGAGGCAUGGAAUCCAAAAGCUAGAGUAGGACCUCUUUUGCCAAAAACGAACCGUCCAGCUCGAGAAGGUGUCAAGAAAACAUCUGUUGAAAAAGGACUCGAAGCAGCGGCAGCAAAACGUGCAAAACAAUCAAGUACAACUAAGCGGACAUAUAAUAAAAAGAAGCAAAAGAAUUCAUCUGUAACUUCAGCAACUGGUACAUCGACCACAUCUUCGGAAAAUACUACAAAAACUAGCAUCGGUUUCGGUUCGAUAUUAACUAGUCCUAACAGACUCAAAGAUGUUAAAGCAAAACUAGCCGCUCCAGUUCCAGUUGAACGAAAACCAAAGAAAGGCAUGAAAACGGCUAAACAACGCUUAGGAAAAAUUUUGAAACUUCAUAAAAUGAUGCACUAGGUUAACAAAUAACGAAAAAAAAAAAUUAUAAACGUAAUGAACAAUACAUCACAUCAUUCUUUCUAGUUUGUGUACAAACUAUGUAAUAGGUGUACAUUGCUAUGUAAAUAUGUUAAAAUCAUUAAGAUAGUAUACCUAUCUUAAAAAUCUAGUUUUUAAAAUUCGAUCGUUUUCGUAACGAAAUAUUUAUAUUUAUUAUUGCAGUAUUUAAUUUUAAGGCGAUACAGAGUGUCUUAUUUUAAUUCAUCCACGCAACUAUUUCCGCAAAUAUUCGUUAUUCGAAAAAAUGUUUGAGAUUUUUCGACAUAAGUUAAUAAUACUUUUAGAUUAGAGAAUAUGCUGCAUCGAUUAAUGCAUAUUUUUUUUAUAAUGCAUUCUAUUCAAGAAAGUGGAGAUCACCUUGAAACCUCGCAAAUCUUUCCAUUUGGAUAAAAAUCUGGUAAUCAUCAUAAAAUAUCCCCAAAGAACAAUUUUUUUUUUUUUUUUUU